AUGGAUAUUGUCACGGGUGCCAUUGCCAAGCUGAUCCCCAAGCUGGCCGACCUACUUGUGGGGGUGUACAAGCUGCACAAGAACGUCAAGAAAAAUAUCGAGGACCUCCUGAAGGAGCUUGAGAGCAUGAACGUUGCCCUCGUCAAGAUUGGUGAGGUGCCGCGGGACCAGCUCGACAAACAAGACAAGCUCUGGGCCGAUGAGGUCAGAGAGCUAUCCUACAUCAUUGAGGAUGUCAUCGAUAAGUUCCUCGUACGAGUCAACCACAUUCAGCCAGACGACACCACAAACAAAUUCAAGCGGCUCAUGAAGAGGACGACCAAGUUGCUGAAGAAAGUCAAGGAUAAGUAUGGGAUAGCUCACGCAAUCAAGGACAUCCAGGAGCAACUCCAGAAGGUGGCCGCUAGGCGUGACAGGAACAAGGUAGUUGUUCCUAAUCCUACGGAACCAAUUUCUAUUGAUCCUUGUCUUCGAGCUUUGUACACAGAAGCGACAGAGCUGGUUGGCAUAUAUGGGAAGAGGGAUCAGGAGCUCAUGAGGUUGCUCUCCAUGGAGAGAGAUGAUGCCUCUAACAAUAGAUUGAAGAAGGUCUCCAUUGUUGGAUUUGGAGGGUUGGGCAAGACCACUCUUGCUAGAGCAGUAUAUGACAAGAUUAAAGGUGAUUUUGAUUGUCGGGCAUUUGUUCCCGUCGGUCAGAACCCUGACAUGAAGAAGGUUUUAAGGGAUAUUCUCAUUGAUCUCGGCAACCCUCACUCAGAUCUUGCGAUACUGGAUGCCAAUCAGCUUAUUAAAAUGCUUCAUGAGUUCCUAGAGAACAAAAGGUAUCUCGUCAUAAUUGAUGAUAUAUGGGAUGAAAAAUUGUGGGAAGGCAUCAACUUUGCUUUCUCCAGCAAGAAUAAUCUACGCUGUCGGCUAAUCACCACAACCCGCAUUGUUAGUGUCUCCAAUUCAUGUUGCUCGUCCGCUGAUGAUUCAGUUUAUCAAAUGAAACCUCUUUCUAGUGAUGACUCCCGAAGGCUCUUCCAUAAAAGAAUAUUUCCUGACGAUAGUGGAUGUCCAAAUGAAUAUGAACAAGUGUCUAAAGAUAUAUUGAAGAAAUGUGGUGGGGUACCACUAGCCAUCAUUACUAUUGCUAGUGUUUUGACUAGUGACCAGCAGGUGAAAACAAAGCAUGAGUGGGAUAUUCUGCUCCAGUUCCUUGGCUCUGGACUAACAGAAGAUAACAGUUUAGAGGAGAUGCGGAGAAUACUAUCUUUCAGCUAUUAUAAUCUACCCUCUCAUCUGAAAACUUGUCUACUGUACCUAUGUAUAUAUCCAGAAGAUACCAUGAUUGAUAGAGAUAGACUCAUAUGGAAGUGGGUGGCCGAAGGAUUUGUCCACCAUGGAAAGCAAGGGACCAGCCUGUUUUUGGUCGGAUUGAACUACUUCAACCAGCUCAUUAAUAGAAGUAUGAUCCAGCCAAUAUAUAAUGAUCUAGGCCAGGUAUAUGCUUGUCGUGUACAUGAUAUGGUUUUGGGCCUUCUCUGCAACUUGUCACAUGCAGCAAAGUUUGUCAAGUUAUUGGAUGGCACUCGGUAUAACAUGUCUUCACAAAGUAAUGUUCGUCGUUUGUCCCUUCAAGAUGGAAAUGAAGAUCAGCAAAUCAUGCCUCUCACAAAUUUUGUAAGGUCAAUUACUGUCUUCCCACCUGCUGUUAGUAUCAUGCCAGCUCUAUCAAAGUUUGAAGUUCUGCGUGUACUUGAUCUGUCAGACUGUUAUCUGAAAAGAAGUAGCAGCCUACAGCUUAACCUCAAGGAUGUUGGACACUUAAUUCACCUAAGGUACCUUGGUCUAGCACGUACUGGAAUUAGUGAACUCCCAGCUGAGAUAGGAAACCUGCAGUUUUUGGAGGUGCUGAAUAUUGGAAGUAGUUCUCAGCUAAGUAGAUUGCCGUCGAUUGUUUGCAAGUUGAGAAGAUUACUCUGCCUAAAUGUUUGUCUCUCUGAGGUGGUUCCAGCUGGUGUGUUGCAGAAUCUUACGUCCAUCGAAGUGUUGAAGAAUAUCUUGGUCUGUCUGAACGUUAUUGCACAAGAGCUUGGCAACCUAGUAAGGCUGAGGGAGCUUGUGGUUUCCUUCAAGAAUGGUAGUUUGCAUUUGUAUGAAGGUUUCGUGGAGUCUCUGUGCAACCUACAUCACAUCGAAAUUCUAAGUAUUUAUCGCCAUUCCAGUGAAACAUCUUUUGAGCUGAUGGAUCUCUUGGGAGAACGUUGGGUGCCUCCUGUACAUCUCCGCGAAUUUAUAUCUUGGAUGCCCAGCAAACUCUCUGCACUUCGAAGGUGGAUAAAGAAAGACCCCUCGCAUCUCUCAAACCUCUCCGAGUUAACCCUCUCGCGAGUGAAUGAUGUGCAGCAGGAGGACGUGGAAAUCAUUGGGAGGUUGUUGUCCCUUCGUCGUCUCCGCAUAAAGAGCACCCACCAAACACAACGAAUAUUUCCCGACAAGAGUGGAUGUCCAAAUGAAUUUGAACAAGUGUCCAAAGAUAUAUUGAAAAAAUGUGGUGGAGUACCACUGGCCAUCAUUACUAUUGCUAGUGCUUUGGCUAGUGGCCAGAAGGUGAAACCAAAGCAUGAGUGGGAUAUUAUGCUCCAGUCCCUUGGCUCCGGACUAACAAAAGAUAACAGUUUGGUUGAGAUGCGGAGAAUACUAUGUUUCAGCUAUUAUAAUCUGCCGUCUCAUCUGAAAACUUGUCUACUUUACCUAUGUAUAUAUCCAGAAGAUAGCACAAUUGAUAGAGAUGGACUGAUAUGGAAGUGGGUGGCCGAAGGAUUUAUCCACCAUGGAGAUCAAGGGACUAGCCUGUUUUUGCUUGGAUUAAAUUACUUCAACCAGCUCAUUAAUAGAAGUAUGAUCCAGCCAAUAUAUGAUAGUUUAGGCCAGGUAUAUGCUUGUCGUGUGCAUGAUAUGGUUCUGGACCUUAUCUGCAGCUUGUCACAUGAAGCAAAGUUUGUUAAUGUAUUGCAUGGCACUGGGAAUAGCAUAUCUUCACAAAGUAAUGUCCGCCGUCUGUCCCUUCAGAAUAAAGUGGAAGAUCAUCAAGCCAAGCCUCUCACAAAUAUCAUGAGUAUGUCACGAGUGAGGUCAAUUACUAUCUUUCCACCUGUUGUUAGUAUGAUGCCAAGUCUGUCAAUGUUUGAAGUUCUGCGUGUACUUGAUCUGUCGGAUUGUAAUCUGGGAGAAAGUAGCAGCCUGCAGCUUAACCUCAAGGGUGUUGGACAUUUAAUCCACCUAAGGUACCUUGGUCUAGCAGGUACUCAAAUUAGUGAACUCUCGACUGAGAUAGGAAACCUGCAAUUUUUGGAGGUGUUGGAUCUUGCAAGGAAUCGUACGCUAGAUGAAUUGCCUUCCACUCUUUUUAAAUUGAGAAGAUUAAUCUACCUAAAUGUUUAUCUCAGUGAGGUGGUUCCAACUCCUGGUGUGUUGCAGAAUCUUACAUCCAUUGAAGUGUUCAGGGGGCUCUUGGUCUCUCUGAACAUCAUUGCACAAGAGCUUGGCAACUUGGCAAGGCUGAGGGAGCUUCAGAUUCGCUUCAAGGAUGGUAGUUUGGAUUUGUAUGAAGGUUUCGUGAAGUCUCUGUGCAACCUACAUCACAUCGAAAUUCUAAUUAUUGGUAACAAUUCGGAAGAAACAUCUUUUGAACUGAUGGAUCUCUUGGGAGAACGCUGGGUGCCUCCUGUACAUCUCCGCAAAUUUGUGUCUUCCAUGCCCAGCCAACUCUCUGCACUGCGAGGGUGGAUAAAGAGAGACCCCUCUCAUCUCUCGAACCUCUCUGAGUUAAUCCUUAUGCGAGUGAAGGAAGUGCAGCAGGAGGACAUGGAAAUCAUUGGGGGUUUGCUGUCCCUUUGCCGGCUCCGCAUAAAGAUCACCCACCAAACACAAUGGCUGCUAGUUAUCCCUGCAGAUGGGUUCCGCUGUAUGGUAGACUUUAAGCUGGAUUGUGGAUCAGCAGCGCAGAUAAUGUUUGAAUCAGGUGCUUUGCCCAGGGUGGAAGAAGUUUGGUUCAGUCUGGGCGUGCGGGUGGCGAAAGAGGAUGGUAACUAUGGUUUCGACUUGGGCCUGCAGGGGAACCUGCUCUCCAUUCGGCGGCAUGUUAUUGUUUUUCUGUAUCCUGGUGGAGCGAGGGUUGGGGAGGCAAAGGAAGCCAAGGCUGCAGUGAGGCACGCACUUGAAGCCCGUCCCAACCAUCCCCCGAUUAUAAUUGAUAUGGUCCCACUUAUAGCAGUGCGCAUGAUGAUGAUAUGUGUGAGGAGAACUGAUUUAUGA
Messenger RNA from Triticum turgidum subsp. durum (durum wheat), 4299 nucleotides. Lineage: Eukaryota; Viridiplantae; Streptophyta; Magnoliopsida; Poales; Poaceae. The record is from the annotation of a GenBank genome assembly.